Oncorhynchus nerka (sockeye salmon) is the source of this 2613-nucleotide messenger RNA. RefSeq lists its product as uncharacterized. NCBI's taxonomy places the organism in Eukaryota, Metazoa, Chordata, Actinopteri, Salmoniformes, Salmonidae. The record is from RefSeq and is a predicted model, not a curated record. The transcript has 6 exons. The coding region runs from base 1184 to 1852 and encodes 222 amino acids.
CCGAUACACAAUUCAUCCCUUUUACAUUCCCUGCUUGCCAGUGUCUGGCAUAGAGAAAGUCAACUGGUCUAGACGGAGAGCUCCAAUCCCUAUCAUGCUCUGGUUGGGGGCUUUAAGUUUGAUGUCUGAGGGCUCUAGUCUUGUUUGAUGGAUUUAUUCUUGUGUGGGAUUUGCAAUGAGAAAGAAUCCGUUUUGCCAGCACUUGGGCUCUUCAGUUCGAAUCAUUUGUUAGAAUCAUUUGUCAUCUCCCAAUCAUUUGUCGUCUCCACUCUCUAUCUCUAUUAUGUGUGAUGAGUAUAAUGCCAGUACGGAGUACACCAGAUGUAUGUGUUCUAGUUCCCCCCCAGCCUUAAUAUAAGGCCCUCCCUGUCCUUGAAUGUCAUCUCACUGUGACUGUCAGAGUCUGGGAAAAGAGGCAAUUAAGUGGUGUGAAAAACACCAGGGGUCGAGGGUUGAAUUGAUUCAAGGUGAUUUUGUGCUGCAAAGCUGGUAUCGUUAGUGUGAAAGUGUGCUCAGUUAGUUCCCUGCUGAAUGUUAUGUUGAAGGACAGCUCUUGAAACAACCAUUCUGGGAGAAACCAGAGGUUUCUAGUAAAUAUGAAUUGUUAACGCCAUGGUGGCCAUAAAACUCAAGAUCAUGGGGAGCAAAUCAAUUGCGGACUACAGCAUGAUACCUAAAUAACAGACGAUUUCUUCAUGCAAAGGUGAGAGAGGAAGUAAAGUUCAGUAUGUGAGGUUAUUUUGUUUUGAGGAAUGUAAAAACACCACUAUGAUGGAUGGAUUGUCUAUAGAGGCUUGGGUGUGGUGGUUUGGAUGUCAAGCUGAUGCUAAAUACCAGCCUGUACCCGGUGUGCCAGCCUCCCAGUCAACUCUGAACUCAAGUUGGGCUAUAAGAUUGUUUACAACAAAAAAACGACCCAAGCCUCUAUCGCCUCACGUGUUGUUUUGUACCAUUAUGACUCAUGGAUUACUGUCAAGCCAUUCAAAUCCAUCCUUAAAAUGCUUGUCAAGAUAAUCUUUGAGAUAAUCUUUCUCUGCUCACAUUUGUCUAACUCUGCAAAACAAGAGAACAGGCUGUUCAAAAAAGUUUGAGUUGAAAAGUUGAGGGUAGACAUUAUGGCGUUAUUAGAGUUAAAGCCAGUUUGCCAGGGAGGAGAUGGGACAGCCUGUUCUUUCGCCAUGAGAUGUACGACCAAGCCAUCCGGACGAGCUGGGGGAGAAAGAGAUGGCAUACGUGCAGAGAGAACUGCAGCCAAUGGAGAAGUGAGGCUCACUGCGCUUUCAGGCAUCAGUUGCAGAUCCCCAGGCAGCAGCAACCAGUGGUGACCAGGCUGUAUGGAAAGAAAAGGAACAGCACACAGGGCAGAGUAUCAAUGUCUCGACUCAAGUUGCAAAUACAGAAACAGUGUCAGUCACCUGAGACCGACAAGAGGGGGUGGUCUGGCCAGAAACACCCAGCUCUGUUUGGGCCAAUUCCAAACACCAGUGGAGUGGGACUGUCUGGGAUUCAGAAGGGAGAGAGAGGACGCUUCUUCAGCAUGCCUGGAGCAGAGGAUAGUGCUCGCCUGCCAGGGCACUGGAGAGAUGUGAGGGAGUGGAGCAUAGAGAAGAGACCGAGCCACAGAAUGUGGGUCCAGGAUGUAGAACAUGUCCUCGGUUCAACGGCUAGGCAACUGUGUGCUUCCCUGGAUAAAUAUCCUCACCACGAGCCUGGGGAUGGUCAAACCACUUCUCCCCUUCCUUCCAAGACUGGUUUCCCUCCCGUCAUCCAGCCCUUACUUACAGACAGCUGUAGGUCCUCUGCACCCACAGACAGAAGAGCUAAGCCAUGGACCACACUGCUCAGCAGCUAAAAUGGACAAUAGCAGCAUGAAGCCUUCCUCGUUGAUUGAUUUGAAAUACUUACUGGUGUGAAUCAUCUAGAAACCAUCACAGGUAGCGCUGCCACAGAGGAGGAGUCAAAGAUCUUCAGUUAUAUACCAGAGACACCAACGCUCAUGAAAAUACAUUUCUAACCUUGUCCGACUCUGCAUUGAAAGCAAAGAGGAACAGAGGGGAUGCAACCGUUCCAAAGCAUGAUGUCUACUCCUCUAUGAUAAGUUGCUGUUUGACAUUCUGGAGAGGUGUAAUCAUAUAAAGACACAGAUGUCCUCCAAGAGUUACACUCUAAUAAAGGAUGAUGGAAAGUCAAACAGAGACCAGAGUUUACAGUCUGGCCUUCUGUGGUCCAAGAGGCUAGAGACCAAUUCUUCCCUCACACCACCCUCCCCUCAAUUAAAUAAACAAGCGAUUUGUCUGAGCUACUCUCUGUUGUAUCUUUGUCUGAAAAUGUUGGUAGAGUUCGAAAUCUGCCAGUGGAAACAGAACACACAACAUAUCAGUAUGUUCACCUACAGACUUAGGAGGCUUAGGAGGGAAAUGGGACUGUGUGGUUGGUAGUUGAAUGAUUUCUUGGAAGCAGAUAUGAUUUGGUGUCUAUAUAUAGGGUCUCAACAGACGGAGCAGUGCGACCUGUACUGUGUCAGCUGACUUCCUGGUCCCUAGUCUCCUCGGCCCCCAAAUGAGAUCGAAGACGCCAUGCUUCCUGGCUGAUUAAAUAAAUGAUUGAAUCCUU